Messenger RNA from Bacidia gigantensis, 1893 nucleotides. RefSeq lists its product as uncharacterized. Lineage: Eukaryota; Fungi; Ascomycota; Lecanoromycetes; Lecanorales; Ramalinaceae. Gene Ontology annotation, molecular function: sucrose:proton symporter activity. Bases 1 to 1893 code for a protein of 630 amino acids. The record is from RefSeq and is a predicted model, not a curated record. The transcript has a single exon. Gene Ontology annotation, cellular component: membrane.
AUGGCUUACGAAACCUUGACCUCGAAUAAGCCUUCAAGCCUAUCUGAUGUAUCGGACGAUCAAGAGCUAGAGGGAUUUGAGACGCCAAAUGAUUCUACAAUGAGGUUGGAGAGUCCGAACAAUGAUCAGAAAGAGCCAACUGGCAUGUCAAACUCGAAUGAAACCUCUUCGCUAUUGUCGUCUGAAGGAGAAUCCAUUCACCGGCAGAGUGGUAGUGAUGAUUCUCUGAGGUCGCUAGACUAUCACGAUGCGAAAGAUGCGCCGGAGCCAUUGAAGAGCGUCUUCUAUCUGUUCAUUCUCACACUCAGCGUGGGAGGCUUGCAAAUAUCAUGGGCUACGGAAAACUCCAAUGGUACGCCAUACCUGCAGUCCCUUGGGAUGAGCAAAUCACUCUUAGCCUUGGUAUGGAUUGCUGGUCCACUGACCGGAGUUCUCGUCCAACCGUAUAUUGGUAUUCGAAGCGACAAUUGCCGCCUUAGAUGGGGAAAGCGCCUGCCUUUCAUGGUCGCAGGCGCAAUCGCAACUUCAGUAUCUUUCUUGUGCUUGGCAUGGGCGAGAGGUAUCGUUCAGUCAAUCCUUGGAAUCUUUGGAGCAGAUGCAGAGUCAAAUGGUGUAAAGGUGUGCAUCAUCAUUUUCGCCAUUGUUUGUGUGUAUGUCCUCGACUUUUCCAUCAAUACUGUUCAGGCUGGAAUACGGGCCUUCAUCGUGGACAACGCCCCUUACCAUCAACAAGAAGAUGCCAAUGCAUGGGCCGGGCGCAUAACAGGCGUUGGUAACAUUCUUGGGUUUCUCUCGGGAUACGUUGAUCUUCCAAAACAAUUUCCCUGGUUAGGAGGAACGCAAAUGCAGGUACUCUGCGCCAUAUCAGCUUUCGCGAUCUGCGUCACCGUUCUUAUCUCAGCCCUCUAUAUUCGAGAACGAGACCCUAGCGCUGAUGGUCCUCCAAUCACCAAAAAUCCAGGCCUGAUAUCUUUCUUCACCCAAACGUAUCGCUCUGCCAAGCGAAUGCCGCCUCAAAUUCGCAAAGUCUGUGUGGCGCAAUUCUUCAAUUGGCUGGGGUGGUUUGGCUUCUUGUUCUAUAUGACGACCUAUGUGGGCCAAGUGAAGCUCAAUCCCUAUUUCGAUUCCCAUGACAAUCUUACACCGGAAGAAAUUGAAGACGCCUGGGAGGACGCUACACGAGAUGCAACUUUUGCAUUACUACUCUUCGCUAUAACCUCAUUCGCAGCGAGUAUUGUCCUACCUCUCUUUAUAACCCGAACAUAUGCGCUAUCACCAUCUACUAAUCAGAGCGAACACGUUGACCGUAUAACCGCUCCACGACCAUCGGCGCUUCGAGCUCGUCUUGAUCGUUUUCUGUCACGCCUCCAGAUCCAGUGGCUGACCCUCCGACGAGCCUGGUUGAUGUCCCACAUAAUCUUUGCCAUCUGUAUGUUUUCCACAUUCCUGGUCUUCAACUAUGCUGGUGCUACAGCUUUGACCGCUUUCAUUGGCUUGCCCUGGGCUAUGUCUCUCUGGGCACCGUUUGCUCUGAUUUCCGCUGAGGUCUCGAAAAGGGACACCCGUGCACGACGGCAGGUCGAGCAAGGUCGCGGAGAAGGCGAGCAAGAAGACCAGGCAGGAGUCAUCAUGGGACUCCACAAUGUCGCAAUAUCUGCACCGCAAAUCCUGGCUACGAUAGUUGCCAGCAUUAUCUUCCAGAUCGCCCAGAAGCCUAGAGGGCAGCCUUACGAUUCUAGUGUCGGAUGGGUCCUCAGUUUCGGAGGGGUGACCGCCCUCGCGGCGGCUUACUUCACCUACAGAAUUGGCGAGGAAGGUGACGAGUGGAAAGCUCGUGACGGCGUUCAGGACUACGAGAGGGUUGGCGAGCAUAGGGAGGCAGAUGCAGUGUAA